Messenger RNA from Parastagonospora nodorum SN15, 519 nucleotides. RefSeq lists its product as hypothetical. The coding region runs from base 1 to 519 and encodes 172 amino acids. Gene Ontology annotation, molecular function: protein tyrosine phosphatase activity. The transcript is spliced from 2 exons. The record is from RefSeq and is a predicted model, not a curated record. NCBI's taxonomy places the organism in Eukaryota, Fungi, Ascomycota, Dothideomycetes, Pleosporales, Phaeosphaeriaceae. Gene Ontology annotation, biological process: protein dephosphorylation.
AUGACCGACUCCAAAUCCCCCAGACCCGUCUCUGUCCUUUUCGUCUGCCUCGGCAACAUCUGCCGCUCAACAAUGUCCGAAGGCGUCUUCACCUCGCUCGCCCCCUCACAUCCCCUCAUAAAAUCCAUCGACUCCUGUGGCACCGGCGCAUACCACGUCGGUUCCUCGCCCGAUCGGCGCACCAUGUCCACGCUCAAAUCGCACGGCAUAACCACAUAUCGCCACAAAGCGCGGAAAUUCGACGCGAGGAAGGACUUUGAUGAGUUUGAAUAUAUCCUUGCGAUGGAUGCGGAGAACUUGAGUGAUUUGGAGGCGGAGAGGAAGAGUGUGGUGAGGAAGAGGGGAGGGGAAGAGGGCGUGGGGAAGGUUAUGCUGUUUGGGGAGUUUGGUGGGAAGAAGGGGGAGGAGGUGGAGGAUCCGUAUUAUGGUGGGGAGGAGGGGUUUGAGGAGGCAUAUCGGCAGGCGGUGAGGUUUUCAAAGGGGUUUUUGGAGAAGCUGGAAGCUGGUGAGCUCAGCUAG